AUGGGCAAGGGCGGGACAGGCCCCAAGGGCAAGAAGAUCACCCUCAAAGUGGCCAAGAAUUGUAUCAAAAUCACAUUUGAUGGGAAAAAACGCCUUGACUUGAGCAAGAUGGGAAUCACCACCUUCCCCAAAUGUAUUCUGAGACUCAACGAUGUGGAUGAACUUGAUCUAAGCCGGAAUUUGAUCAGGAAAAUCCCUGAUGCAAUAUCCAAGUUCCAGAACCUGCGUUGGCUGGACCUGCACAGCAACUACAUAGACAGGCUUCCUGAGUCCAUUGGCCAGAUGACCUCUCUGCUCUACCUCAAUGUCAGCAACAACAGGCUAACCACCAACGGGCUGCCAGUGGAGCUCAACCAACUCAAGAAUAUCCGCACUGUGAACUUGGGUUUGAACCACCUGGAUAGCGUGCCGACCACACUCGGUGCUCUGAAGGAGCUCCACGAGGUGGGACUUAAUGAUAACCUGCUGAACACCAUCCCAAAUAGCAUCUCCAAGCUCCCCAAGCUGAAAAAGCUCAAUGUAAAGCGAAACCCCUUUCCCAAGGCAGAGGAGUCAACUGAGUUCUUAGAUUCCAUCAAGCGGUUGGAGAACUUAUAUCUGGUGGAGGAGAAGGAUCUGUGUGGACCUUGUCUGAAAAAAUGCCAGCAAUCCCGGGACAGGCUGAACAAAAUCAAGAGCAUGGCCGCAGUGACACCGAGAAAACCCAUCUUUUCCAAUUUGGCUUCACCCAAUUCCAUGGCCAAGGAGUCUCAGGAAGAAUGGAGGUGA
Molecule: messenger RNA, 768 nt
Organism: Condylura cristata (star-nosed mole)
Lineage: Eukaryota; Metazoa; Chordata; Mammalia; Eulipotyphla; Talpidae
Gene: LRRC18
Product: leucine rich repeat containing 18
Exons: 1
Coding region: 1-768 (255 amino acids)
Molecular function (GO): protein binding
Source: RefSeq, a predicted model, not a curated record